Cladophialophora yegresii CBS 114405 is the source of this 1029-nucleotide messenger RNA. RefSeq lists its product as uncharacterized. Bases 1 to 1029 code for a protein of 342 amino acids. The transcript has a single exon. NCBI's taxonomy places the organism in Eukaryota, Fungi, Ascomycota, Eurotiomycetes, Chaetothyriales, Herpotrichiellaceae. The record is from RefSeq and is a predicted model, not a curated record.
AUGCCUCCUCCGGUAGGGAUCAUAAUCACGGUUUCCGUCCUGGUGGCGGCGAGCCUAGCCGCAUACGAGAAUCCUCAGGUGCGAGCAUGGAUAGACCGGACGAGACACAAGAUAGCCAUGGGCUUGCACUCCCUUGGCGACGAAAUUGGACCCAGAAAUCGUCCGCCACUCCGGCGCACUUCCACUGACAUCUCCAUGUGCGAGGACCAGGGCGAGCAGGCGGAGGAACGGAGGCGGCAAGCCAUCGCCGAGAUCAUGGAGAGAGGAAGGAUACUGGAGGAGAAAAGGAAGAGGAGAAGGCUCUCCGAGCAGGAGUACAACCAGCCACACUCGCCGACUUUUGAUAACAUGGUGGACGAGAACGGGAUACUGCUGCAAGACAACGGAUUGCAGGCUGAAGGCCAGUCGUCCGGAAUCGAUGCUCAGCCAGCAUCAACCACUUUAAGGCAGAGACCUGGGACAUCGGAUCCAGCGGAUGAGUCGCCCAGUCCGCAUCUGCCAUUAAGGCAGCUAUCCCCCCGUCCAGAAAACGCCUUCGAGUCAAGAUAUGAGCAGGAAAUGCGCGAUGCAUGGAAUCUUCCCUUAUCGGAGAGGAGAAUCGCGAUACCCCCCAGCCAUGCCUCCGAGAGCUUGAUCGAACUCACACCUACCACAGAAGGCGUUCCUGACCCAGACUUCUCCAUCCCUUCGGCAGAGUAUCUACACCAGCCCAUGAACCGGUCAGAGUACUUUUCUGCCGCAGCCUCGAACUCGACGCAUACGCUUUCGGACCGCGAGUCGCAGCCCCCGCUUUCAAUGCAGAGCUCACAUGCUCUUCUGCCCCAAGGGAGCAAUGCUAAUGGACACGUUGGCAACCUAGUAUCGGCCUCGUUGACACCCAGCAUUGCUGGAAGCGUUAGCAACAUUCACGCGAGUGAAGCGGAAGAAAGUUCGGACGACGUUCUCAGCGAAAUUGGUGACGGUAUUCGGACUCCUGCCAGUGCAUGGACCGACGUUGACAGCACGGUCAGUAGCGAUUUUCACUUGUAG